Messenger RNA from Copidosoma floridanum, 3129 nucleotides. Its product is annotated as growth arrest-specific protein 2. The record is from RefSeq and is a predicted model, not a curated record. Gene Ontology annotation, molecular function: actin filament binding; cytoskeletal adaptor activity; microtubule binding. Gene Ontology annotation, biological process: actin crosslink formation. Gene Ontology annotation, cellular component: actin filament. Lineage: Eukaryota; Metazoa; Arthropoda; Insecta; Hymenoptera; Encyrtidae.
GAGACUCGGGAGUCGGAAGCGUCAUUAAAGAGCGAGUAGUGCUCGUAGACCCGUCACCGCGCGCUCGCGUGAUGCAGGCUUGGAUGUACAAUUUCACCGGCUUUUCUGUGUUUUUGUUGUUGUUAAUCGUGGAGCAUUUCAGUUGAUUAUUGUAAAUAUUUGCCAGUGCCGUGUACUACAAAUAUUUGUGUGAUUAGUAACAUUUCCUCUUUUCCACCGCAUACGCUGCGGGCCGGGAUUGACUCUGUACAUUUUUCGUAUAAGUAUACUUACCUAUAGCUGUUCAGUUUGGGAAGCCGGUUCUUCCCUUCGAUUGCAGUCGCGCCGGCUAGUAAUAUAGGCGUGUGGCGUGUAUGGGAGCAUACAGCAGACACACACCUGUCGCCAGAGAAAAUUCGGGGGAGGGAGCCCUGUACCUUUACCCGUGUAUUAUUGUAAUAUAUAUUGUUUUGAGAGAGGAGGCAGUAGUGGACCAUCCUAGCCGAGGGGACGAGAUACUAUAGACGUGCACGCAGUCGGUGACGCCCUGCAGGCUCACAAGACGUCGUAUACAGUAGGAGGUAAGCGGAGCAGUGGGGCAGCAUGUCGUACGCGAACCGCUUCCCGCCGAGCAAGACCACGCGCUUCCGCAGCAGCUGGGGCCCGUCCUCGGUGUCCGUUUUCCAGAGGGCCGACGUGCCCAGGUCCUCGCUCGAGGACGACGACUACGCGGACUACCACGAGCGGCUGCACUCGGCCCAGAGCCGGCAGCUCAUACCGCUCCAGGAGGACCUGGCCGACUGGAUCAACAAGACAAUUAAUGUCGACCACAUAUCGGGAGAUAACUUCUUCGAUGUUCUCGACAAUGGCGCAGUGCUGUGUCGUUUGGCAAGAGUCAUACAAGAGAAGGCCCGGUUAGCCGUAGAAGCUGGCAAGGCGAAAGGGCCUGCACCAGUGCUUCGGGGUCGCUGUUGGGAGAAUGCCGCGCGGCGCACGUUCUUCUCCAGAGACAAUAUGGAAAACUUCAUACAGUUCUGCCGGCGGCUGGGCGUACACGAGAAUCUACUCUUCGAAAGUGACGAUUUGGUGCUACACGGACAGCCGCGCAACGUGGUGCUAUGUUUGUUGGAGGUAGCCCGGAUAGCGGCCCGGUACUCGCUCGACCCACCUGGCCUCGUCAAGCUGGAGCGCGAAAUAGAAGAGGAGCAGGAGCGCGACCGCCAGUGCCUCUCGGACAGCGGCAUCUCGCACAGUAGCCUCGUCUCGUCGUGGCAGCUACAGUCGCCCUCUCCCGACUCGUCGCCCGCAGACAAUAACAUGAAGCACAGCAGCUCGGCAGUGGAAAUGUCGACAACAGACUCGCGUUGGCUGGACCCAGACACGACGCUGGAGACGCGGGAGCCAGAAAUGCGACGUUCGAUCAGCGACAACGGGCCCACCAGUGGCGGCGGCAGCGAUGGCGUGCACAGCGACACGACGGAGGACGACUGGUCGCGCGGUAGCGCCGAGGACCCCGACGAGGCCAUCUCGCUCACGAGCUCUCCCUCGCCCUCCUCGGCCGAGCCGCCCGAGCACCACGGACCCAUCACGGAGCUCGAUCGGAAGGUGAAGAGGGCUACCGAAGCUGUACAAAAGUUCUGCCAGUGCCCGUCCAGCAAGUGCAUCAGGCUCAAAGUCAGGAAGGUGGGGGAGGGCCGCUACAACAUUGCUGGCCGCGGCGUUUUCAUAAGGGUACUGAAGGACACGCACGUGAUGGUGCGCGUGGGUGGCGGCUGGGACACCCUGGAGCACUUCCUGACGAGGCACGACCCCUGCCAGGUGAGGGUCCUGAGCCGCGAGAGCACCCCGACACCGUUCUCGCAUCCGUUAACCAGCACCCCAGCCAAGCACCACAGCAGCGACUUUCUGCACAUAAGGGCCAAGUACCGCAGCCCCUCGACACCCAAGUCACUAUCUGCUCGCUAGCUCCUCUCUCGCUCCUCUCUCACGUACCGCACACUGUGCUCCGUCUAUCUCGAGCGCUCACUCGACUCUCUUGUCAACUCUUUUCUUCUCUCUCUCUCUUUUCUCACCUCACGACAAUCUCGCCCACCCAGCCCACCGGCACUUGUUCCUUCUCUUCGCACUCGCAUACACGUGUACGUAGGAAAGCAAGCGCUUAAGGAUCCACGGAUGGAGCACCCGGUGUCUCUCUCUCUCUCUCUCUCUCUUGGGUAUCGAUCGACUGACCGGUCGAUCGGAUGUAAUCAAGUUGGCUUGCGAAAAAACGAGCCAGCCGCUUUGCUUGGACGUUUGUUGAACUUUGUCAUACACCCCCUCUCUGUUGCGAGCGCGUUACGUGUACUUGUGGAUCACGCCUCGGAUGUAGCGAAAGGAAGCUACUCGUUAACAAUGAGGCAUCGGUUGGCCGAUCGCACGAGCAGGAAAUUACGCUACUAGCUCCGAACGAAUUAAAGUCGCGGUGUUGGGCUCGAGUUGCCAUAUAACUUGUACGUGAGCUCGCGCUUGCACCGUAUAGAUCGCUUGUUUCGAGCACACACACACACACACACACACACACACACACACACACAUUUCGAGUUACGUAAAACGUAUAGGAACGCUCGACGGGCAGCUAAAGGGGAAAAAGGAGAGUUGGACAUCUUCACGGGAUUUCGAAGGAGCGAUGUUAUGACGGGGGAGGUUCACGUGGAACAGUAGCGUAUCGGUACACGUUUAUUGCCGCGUCAUUUAUUUCUCGAUGACACAACUGCCAUAUAGAAUUAUGCCUCGUAGUAUGCGUGUACGGACCAUAAAAUAUUAUUAUUUAGCGUAUGGUGUGGACGUAAGUUUGUACUCAGGUCCGGAAAUAUGUUGGAAAAGCGUCGAAAGCACACACCACUUCUCAGAGUUAACUAAUCCUCGAUCGAUCGUUGUCUCCGUGUAUACACGUACGCGGGGUACAUGAUAACAUUUCUCGCUGCAGAGCAUAUACUUUGUUCGACAUCCACAGCCCUGCCAUUGUAUUUCACGCGCGCGACUGGUACAUACUUUUGUUCGCCGAUCGACGUGUGUGUAUAUAUUACACGGUGUCUCCGGCCGGCGUAAAAAUUUCCGAUUUGCCAUUCUACGACGUAGCUGGGCCUUGCAGUUGCGUAAGAGAAUGCAAGA